AUGGAGAUUGACUUUGAAGAAUAUCAAAUUAAAAAAGAAAAUCAACUUGAUAUCAGCAUGACGAUCACAAUGAUCAUAAAUGUGAAGAUAGUCAAGGUAAUCAAUGGUAUUCAUAUUAGUAAAAACGAAGGUGAUAUUAUAGUUAUUGGGGAAGCAAAUAAUAGUGGUAGCAAAUCAAAAUUAACCAUAACGACAUUUAUAGCAUUAACAAUACACUCAUUUGAGGAUGGCGUUGAAAUAUCAAGUGCUUUUUCGUCAUCACAACACGUUGGGCUUUGGCUAUUAUAA
Messenger RNA from Dictyostelium purpureum, 288 nucleotides. RefSeq lists its product as uncharacterized. NCBI's taxonomy places the organism in Eukaryota, Evosea, Eumycetozoa, Dictyosteliales, Dictyosteliaceae. Bases 1 to 288 code for a protein of 95 amino acids. The record is from RefSeq and is a predicted model, not a curated record. The transcript has 2 exons.